Clunio marinus is the source of this 219-nucleotide messenger RNA. Lineage: Eukaryota; Metazoa; Arthropoda; Insecta; Diptera; Chironomidae. The record is from the annotation of a GenBank genome assembly.
AUGCACGAUAAGAAUCUGGCUUUAAGCCACUCAAAUACUUUGAACAAUCAAUGUAGCGUGCUAAUCGAUACCCUUUCUGGUCUGGCUUUAAAGCGGAAAACAUAUUUAGAGAUUCAUGAUAGUUUGCUAGAGGAAAAGUUUGGUGAUGCUGCUGAUAUUGUCGGUGGAUGGAGAAGAAUGGACAGGAGGAAAAACUUUAUUUUGUACACUUUUAAUUAA